GCCAGAUUUGGUUGAGCCCAGGGUUCCAGCAGAUCCAAGAUGGCGGACUGAGCAGCGCCGUGCAGAAGUUCACUUUUAACUCUAAACGCUGAAGCUUGUUCUCCUCCCUCUCUCUCGUCGAGCUGCUGUUUGUCGUGAACGAAUACCGGUGUGUGAAGACUGAGUGGAGGGCAGCGGAGAUGGCAUCCUCUGUGGAUUUGUUGGUUCUGAAUGCGAACUGGUGAGGGUCCGGGCUGGCAUGUUGUUCUCUAUGUCUGUUCGUCAGAAUUGGGAUGUUCCCAGCAAUGUUGAGUUGAAGGUGUCGUGGCAGUGGAGGAAAAGACAGGCCAAGCAAGGCUCUUCCAGAUUUGGAGCAGAAGGUUUUCAGAUCUGCAGUGUUUUCCAGGUGUCUUUUUCUGGGAUGUCCAGGCAGGGUGGCCUGAGGGGGUUCAGCCCCGAAGCGCAGGCCACCAGCACAGACACUCCCAUUGCUGAGAGACUACACAAGCAUCUACAGACGGACACAUCCAAAUGUAAAGACACCUGCACUGCUGCUUGAAAGAAAGAACUGACCAAGCAGCCAACAGCUCAGACUGAACUUUGGACCUGAUAUUCAGGAGAUCACCUGUGUCGUUGCCAUCUUUUAUUUAGCCGACUGACCUUUCUCCCAAAUAUUUGACAUUCCAUCCAUCAAAUAAUCAUCUAUCCUUCCCUCUGUUCCUCUUUGCAUUCAGUCAUCUGAGUUUUUGCACUGCAGAACUAGAAGUGGAGAAUAGGUAAUGCAUGAUGUUGGCCAUGUUGACCUAGUGUAAAUGGCUAUUCCUCAGCACAGCUCAGUGCCGGUGUCUACUGCUCGAUCUUCCGCCUCCACUCCCUCCUCCUCUCACCCCUACUCCACCUCUCAGCUCUCCUUCACUGUUCACUGCUGCUGCUUGCUGCCCAGUCCUGCCUCCCCCCUCCAACACCAUGGUAGGUGCAGGCUUGGGUGUGUGGAAGCUAAUGAGAGGUGUCCGCCAGCUGGAGCUUCACCGCCUCAUCCUGGCACUUAUCAUCUUCUGCUUACUGUCCAUGGCCUUCCUAGCUUACUACGUCUCAAACAGCCCCAAAAUCAAGGAGGCUCCACCUUUACCCUUCAGUGACUGUGGCGGAGGAGGGGGAAUGUCACCCGGAGCGAGUACUGGGGCAGCUGGAGGAGGAGCAGGUGUCCAGAGGGCACCGCUUUUCCUUCCUUCACGCCAGGGACGAUUACGACAGGUGAAGGCGGUUGACAAUUCCAGGACGCAGCCUGUUGUUCUGGUGUUUGUGGAGAGCAUCUACUCCCAGCUGGGCCAGGAGAUUGUAGCCAUAUUAGAGUCUAGCCGCUUUCACUACCGGACAGAGAUUGCUCCCGGUAAAGGUGACAUGCCCACAUUGACAGAGCAUAAUCGUGGACGCUACACACUGAUCAUCUAUGAAAAUGUGUUGAAAUAUGUCAACCUGGAUGCGUGGAACCGUGACUUGCUGGACAAGUACUGUGCUGAGUAUGGAGUAGGAGUCAUUGGCUUCUUUAAAGCUAAUGAAAACUCUCUUCUUAGCGCACAGCUCAAAGGUUUCCCCCUCUUUCUACACUCACACCUGGGACUCAGGGACUACCGUAUCAACCCCAAUGCACCUCUACUCUAUAUCACCAAACCCAACCAGGUUGAGCAGGGCCCUUUACCAGGGGAUGACUGGACCAUUUUCCAGUCCAACCACUCUACCUAUGAACCAGUGCUUCUGGCUAGCACCAAGUCCUCUGAGGUGCUGGCACAUCUUGGACCCAGCCCUCUCCGGGCCCUCCACGCCACGGUGGUCCAGGACUUGGGACUCCACGAUGGCAUUCAAAGAGUUCUUUUUGGGAACAAUCUCAAUUAUUGGCUUCACAAGCUAGUGUUUGUAGAUGCCAUUGCCUACCUGACAGGGAAGAGACUGUGUUUGUCCUUGGACCGCCACAUCCUGGUGGACGUGGAUGAUAUAUUCGUUGGCAAGGAGGGAACCCGUAUGAAGGUGUCGGAUGUGGAGGCGUUGCUCAACACUCAAAACAAGCUGCGAGCACUGGUCCCUAAUUUCACCUUCAAUUUGGGAUUCUCUGGAAAGUUCUAUCAUACAGGUACUGACGAGGAGGAUCGGGGAGAUGACAUGCUGUUGCAGCACAGGAUGGACUUCUGGUGGUUUCCUCACAUGUGGAGCCACAUGCAGCCUCACCUUUUUCACAACGUCAGUGUCUUGGCUGAGCAGAUGAGGCUCAACAAGAUCUUUGCUCAGGAGCAUGGCAUUCCGACAGAUAUGGGCUACGCAGUGGCUCCGCACCACUCUGGGGUUUACCCAGUUCACAGCCAGCUCUAUGAGGCCUGGAAGUCUGUGUGGGGCAUCAAGGUGACCAGCACUGAGGAAUACCCCCAUCUGAGGCCAGCUCGAUACCGUCGCGGCUUCAUUCAUAAUGGGAUCCAGGUGUUGCCCAGGCAGACCUGUGGUCUGUUUACCCAUACAAUCUUCUACAAUGAAUACCCAGGAGGCUCAAAGGAGCUGGACAAGAGCAUCAGAGGAGGAGAACUCUUCCUCACUGUCCUCCUAAACCCUAUCAGUAUCUUCAUGACCCACCUGUCUAACUAUGGCAAUGAUCGGCUGGGUCUGUACACCUUCGAGUCUCUGGUGAAGUUUGUCCAGUGUUGGACCAACCUCAGGCUGCAGACGUUGCCCCCUGUCCAGCUCGCUGAGAAAUACUUUCAGAUCUUCCCUGAGGAGAGAGACCCCCUCUGGCAGAACCCUUGUCAUGACAAGAGACACAAAGAUAUCUGGUCCAAAGAAAAGACCUGUGACCGACUCCCCAAGUUCCUCGUCAUUGGACCACAGAAAACCGGCACUACAGCGCUUCAUUCAUUCCUGAGCCUCCACCCGGCAAUCACCAGCUCCUUCCCCAGCCCCACCACCUUUGAGGAGAUCCAGUUUUUCAGUGGAGCAAACUAUGACAAUGGGAUUGACUGGUACAUGGACUUCUUCCCAUUCCCUUCCAAUGUCAGCACAGAUUUCAUGUUUGAAAAGAGUGCCAACUACUUUGACACAGAGGUAGCUCCUAAGAGAGCUGCUGCCCUGCUUCCCAGAGCCAAAAUCCUGGCUGUGCUCAUCAACCCGUCUGACAGAGCUUACUCCUGGUACCAGCACCAGAGAGCCCACCAGGACCCUGCAGCCCUCAAUAACACUUUCCAUGCAGUGGUGACUGCUGGCCUCUCAGCCCCCAGGGACCUGCAGGCCCUCCAGAGACGCUGCCUUCAUCCCGGGGCCUAUGCUACUCACCUGGAGCGCUGGCUGCAACACUACCAGCCCAGUCAGUUGCACAUCGUGGACGGCGCCCUGCUGCGCUCCAAUCCAGCACUGGUCAUGGAGGGGAUCCAGAGAUUCCUUGGUGUCACUCCCAUCUUCAACUACACCCAGGCUCUAAUGUACGAUGACAGCAAAGGUUUCUGGUGUCAGCGGGUGGAAGGAGGUCGAGCAAAAUGUCUGGGGAAGAGUAAAGGCAGGAAGUACCCUGAGAUGAGUUCUGAGUCGCGUGCCUUCCUGGCAGAGUACUACCGUGAGCACAACAUGGAGCUGCUGCAUCUGCUGAAUCGGUUGGGCCAACCGCUGCCGUCCUGGCUCCGCCAAGAACUCCAGAGCACGAGCUGGAGCUGAGGCCACAUGCUCUCACACACACAGACAGACAGACACAGGACAGAAAAGCCGGGACUGGAGUCUGUGGAUGAGCCAACCGCUUGGCUCUGGAUUAGACUGGACUACCUGAUCUGGAAUCAACAGCAGCACACACUGAAUGAGCUACAAGGUUUGAGCCGAUGUUACCGGUGCUCCUGGCAAGAAGAAGACAACAUGAGGUCUUUCUUUAAACAUUGGGCACCGUUGGAGAAGUGGACUCUCCCUCCAACUCCUGAUUUGUUGCCAACCUCCCGCGAGCACUGGACAGCCCUCAACCUCAGUGUGUGUGUGUGUGUUGGACCGGGGUGACAUCAGUUUGCUGUGGAUCCAGAGGGACUGGGUGACCAGCAGGUUUGAGGCAUAAAGACCAGGUCCGACAGCCUUAACACGAGGAGAGAAAGUCACAGGGCGAGCGCGUGUGGAUGUGAGUGUAUGACUGGAUACAGGACUAACAUACACACACACACACACACACACACACACACACACACACACACACACACACACACACACACACGCCUCAUCUCUCCACAAGAAUGAUUGUAAAGCAGUCAAUUUUCAAAAGCAGUUGUAUAUGUUAGGUGUGAGGGAGAGCAAAAUGGCCAUCAGCCUGAAGCAGACAGUACAGACAGUACAGACAGACAGACGGUCCAUAUCCUGGUCCAGGUUUCUCUGCUACACACACACACACAUUUACCUGCAGGUCUAGCCAACAGUCGGGGUGCUGCCUUUUAUCCUCAGUUUUCCAGUCUGUUUAAUGUCGUGGCAGACAUUUUAAAAUGGAUUUGUCUAACAUGAUGACAGCUCAAUGUAAAUAUCAUGUGUUCAGAUUUGGUACAUGUGGUCCAGGCUCUGCCUCGCAACAUCCUGUCAGGGAAGCUGUUUUUUCACUGAGGUGAAGAUGGUUUUUGAAUGAUAAUGGACUAUACUCCACAUUGGCAAAUUUCUCCAGUUUUUAUUUUAAAUUGCUUUAUAUUCUUGCUCUUAACCUGCAUAGCUUCCAUGUUUCAAUACUGGAGUGAAGCACACAGCACUGCGGAGCAAAGCUUGAUGUAGGACUGGAGUUUUAGUUAUUUGUGUAUGUAUUAAAGGUCCAACCUUUCAGAGGAUCUGUUGUCAGAAAUGGAAUAUAAUAUUCAUAGCUAUGUUUUCAUUAGUGUAUAAUCACCUUAUUAUACACUAACAUUUUUAUCUACAGAGGGAGCGGGUCGUCUUCCAUGGAGUUCGCCAUGUUUCUACAGUAGCCCAGAAUGGACAAACCAACCACUGGCUCUAGAUAGAGCCUUUUGCUUUUUCGCCAGUUUCACAGCCACCAUAGUUUCUCCUACACACUUCACAGCCCGUUCUCCCUCCCAGGUCGUCAAAUACAGACGCGAGUGGUGUUCAGUUAGUGGCUAGAUGCCACUAAAUCCUAUACACUGGUCCUUUAAGUGUAGUUAUACAUACCAAGCUGAGGGGCAAGACUAGUGAGAAACAAAGCUGAAAUAUGUAUAACUGUCCAAAAACCUCCAACUGUGCAAACACUUCCUGGCUGCACAUGAUUGGACAAACCCUUUCUGCUCCAGGAUUUUAAACCAGGCCGAAAUGGCUCUAGUAUUAUGAAAGCAGCUCACUGAAAUGUGUGUCUGAAAAGAUUUGAGGCGUAAGUCUGUUUUUUUUUUUUGUUGUUUUUUUUUUUAAGAUCAACAACGGUCAAUUAAAACGUUUUUGUGAAUUUCACCUGAUUUGUAUGAAGUAGACCUAGACCUCUAUUUUAUGCAAAUGAGGAGCAGCCAACGUGACGCUCCGUCUCUUGAAAUGCAAUACCAGAAUGCACUGCACAGCUUCUUACAUAGACAGUGAAUGGGAAGCGUGGAAAUGACUGAUCCUGUGGACCAGUCAGUACCUUUAGCCAACUAAUUUUCCAAGAAAUAAAGUGUUUUUAGUGAUGAAAGGAAUAUUAUUAUUGAAUGAAAAUGGUCCAUUGUAAAUUUGCAGUUUGUCUACAGAGACAAAUGUUACCCCUAAACUUGUGUAAGGUUGGGCGACUGAAGAGACAGAUUUUUAAAAAUGACUUUCUGCCUGGUACAUUUCAAACUUCACGUCUCAAGCUGGUGACUCCUGCUAUCUGUUUAUAACCUCCAAGCUGAGAUAAGACCAUCAGGGUUACUUUCUCAGACUUGACAAAGCUCCUCCAGAACCACAGAAGACAUACAAAUGGUUACAGACACAAGACCAACCACGACCAGCAAGUUAAGUAUUUGGUCGAAAAUGUGCUUUUUAUUUACUUUAUCAUCAAUCGAAAAGUGUUCUUGACUGUGAUGAACAGUUAAGCAGUCUUUUACAGUGAUCCUGACAGGAUGUGAGCAUGCAGUACAGUCCUGGACCAGAGCUAUUUAAACCUAGUGUGGGUUGUGUUUGACUGUGAAAAGGGGAAUAAGCACCUCAGUGAAUAAGUGCUACACAGAAACAUUUAAAGCCUAUCACAUGUCAAAUAUCUUCUGAAAACCAACACAGAGUGCUACACACACACACACACACACACACAGUCACUUGUCUCCAUCUGAGGACAGACACCACGAAUGUCAUUGGACGAGAGGACAGCCGUCGGAGCCAGUAUGGAGAUGAAUCAGAAGCUGCUGUCUUGUUUUCUGUUUGUUUUGUAUAAAUGUCAAAAAGGCCAACACUGUAUCAUCUCUAAUAAACACAGGGAGGUUGGAAA
Molecule: messenger RNA, 6385 nt
Organism: Dicentrarchus labrax (European seabass)
Lineage: Eukaryota; Metazoa; Chordata; Actinopteri; Moronidae
Gene: ndst2a
Product: N-deacetylase/N-sulfotransferase (heparan glucosaminyl) 2a
Exons: 17
Coding region: 946-3666 (906 amino acids)
Cellular component (GO): Golgi apparatus
Molecular function (GO): heparan sulfate N-sulfotransferase activity; deacetylase activity
Source: RefSeq, a predicted model, not a curated record